Talaromyces stipitatus ATCC 10500 is the source of this 1401-nucleotide messenger RNA. RefSeq lists its product as uncharacterized. NCBI's taxonomy places the organism in Eukaryota, Fungi, Ascomycota, Eurotiomycetes, Eurotiales, Trichocomaceae. The transcript has 2 exons. Bases 1 to 1401 code for a protein of 466 amino acids. The record is from RefSeq and is a predicted model, not a curated record.
AUGCAGCUGCUAGUCAUUCUUUUCAGGCGGCCCCAUGCACUGAUGUUUGCUAGCACCACGUAUCACUCUGUGGCUAUGAGUUACAGGUCCCAUCAAGACGAUAAUAUAUCGCCUCAGCCUUACGAUUCAUGGGAUAACGAUCUUCUAUAUGCCCCCACCCCCGGUAAUUUCAGCGUAGCUUCCUCGCCACAUAUACAUAGUCCCCAAUCCAGCACAUUCCUGGAGUAUCCUUCCCAGCGAGAACCACAAUCUGAUCAAUUAUGUUUCAUCCCUCCAACGUUAUGGGACAAGGAUAAAACUUACGAUGAGCAUCCGCCAAUCUAUCUCCAUUAUCUCAUUGACUGGAAGGUUAAACUGAACAACCGAACAGUUACAAAAGUCACAGAACCAGAUGUGGUCCUUGCACCUGGUACAUACUGGCAAAAAGUUUUGAGAGAGAAGGUUGAAUGUGUGAAAAGCCGAAAAUUAUUUAGCGACCGACGCGCUCGGUUGGAGGAUACUACGGUUAUGGCUUCCGUGUUGAACGAUCGUUCACAGAAACUUCACCAACAAGCUGAGGGAAUCGAUAUCGAUUGGGAAAUGACGGAAAAGCAACUCCUUAAGUGGAAAGAGCUAUUUCGCAGGGGCAAGAAGCUAAAACUAGAUGUUUGCGUUAAUUACGUAGCAGAUGACAACGACCAGUCUUUAACAAGGAAUGGCGAGAAAAGGAACACACGAUCGGUGACAAAUGCUAUGCUGGCAGAACGCGAAGCCCGGAUUGAUGCUGAACGGGGUUCUGGUCAGUAUUCACCUUGGCGGGAUGUUUAUGAUAAGAUGAAAUGCCCUGGACCACCAUGCAAAAAUUCAGAGGGAUACUGCUGGCAGGAUCCCGUUGGUAAAAAACAUUACAGACUCAAUACGCAUCAUUUGACACAUCUUGUGGAUAUGGUAAAGAAAAACCGCCUUUUCCUCGAAACCCAUGAUGACGUUCCAGAUAUGAUCCGGGAACAGAGGGCCAAGGGAAACUCAUCGAUUGAAUCUCCAUACUUGCCGAUCAACAUCAAUGUUCUUCCAACACCAUCUCCUCAACCGGCUAUCGUGGCUACUCCAGCUGGUUCUCCGCCUUCGGCAUCACAUUCAAACUCCAGCAUCAUUGACCCUAUUGUGAUUCCGGACCUUCCGCUCGACGAGGCAGUGAAGAUGUAUGCUAAUUGGCAUAAAUCACGAGUGGCUUCCCAACAGAUGAAAGACAACGUCGAUCUUGCUUGCCAGAUAGCAUUAUCCAAUGGCUACGAUCUUAGCCAGAUAGACAAAGAUCGAAAUUGUAAUGAGUACACUGAUGAAGGUGUAAUGAAAGGAGUGGCAAACCGAUGGACUGGGGAGGUUCGCGAGUGGUUGAACCACUAUGAGCCUCUUUCUUGA